UGAGUAGUGAAAGGAGGUGAGUUGAGAAUGGAGCAUCCAUAUGUGCCCAGAGAUCUGCAACUGCCCGGAUAUGUGCCCGUCUCCCUCUCUCAGUCCACCAUUGUCGGCGUUUAUGGCCUCUCUUCUCUCCUCGUCGUCUCGCUUGUCUGGUUGCUCUCCGGGAGAUCGCGCAACAUAUCGAAACUCGAUAGUUUGCUCAUGUGCUGGUGGGCUUUCACGGGACUUACGCACAUCGUUCUCGAAGGUUAUUUUGCAUUCUCUCCCGAAUUCUACAAAGACAAGACUGGAUUUUAUCUAGCUGAAGUUUGGAAAGAAUACAGCAAAGGUGACUCAAGAUAUGCAGGAAGAGAUUCUGCAAUUGUGGCUGUUGAAGGAAUGACAGCAGUUUUGGAAGGUCCACCUUGCCUUUUAGCAGUGUAUGCUAUCGCCAAAGGAAAGGGAUAUAGCUACAUACUUCAGUUUGCCAUCUCCCUGGGGCAGCUCUAUGGAACUUUUGUAUAUUUCAUAACAGCUAUCUUGGAGGGAGACAACUUUUCUGCUAGCCCGUUUUAUUACUAUGCAUACUAUGUUUUGGCAAACUCCUUCUGGAUUCUGAUACCCUCGCUCAUCGCUAUCCGGUGUUGGAAGAAAAUUUGUCUCGCGGUGCAGAGCCAAAGCCAGAAGAAGGUUAGGUGAGGUAAGACUGCAUCACAGGCUGCAGAAGAUUUCUUUGUUUAACAAAUGUCUUAGUUUGUGCACUUGUGUGGCCCGAACUCGAAAUCAUUUAGUCAUUCCAGUUAAUCGGUUAUCCAUUUAUGGACCUUAAUUGUUUCGGAUAGAUUGCAUGACGAUCGUUUCCUGGUGGAUACAGUCAAAAUUGCUUGCAUAACAUAUUAUGAUAGGGAAAGUCAAUUAUUGUGAGCCUUGGAGCUUAGCUGGUUCGUUGUACUCAUGCCUCGAUCGUGUAUCGAACUGUGUGAAGUUCGGUACGAGAAAGCUGCAUUUGUUCAUGGUAGCAAGCUAUGUUUAUUGAUCUCUUUCCUGGUCUUCCCUUGGCAGAGAAUCAAUUUGUCAUUUGAAUGCAUGUUUUGCUUGGAUAUGUCCAACUAUUUAUAGAGAA
This is a messenger RNA of Hibiscus syriacus, 1099 nucleotides long. Its product is annotated as probable 3-beta-hydroxysteroid-Delta(8),Delta(7)-isomerase. Gene Ontology annotation, cellular component: membrane; endoplasmic reticulum. Gene Ontology annotation, biological process: sterol biosynthetic process. Gene Ontology annotation, molecular function: cholestenol delta-isomerase activity; steroid Delta-isomerase activity; C-8 sterol isomerase activity. Bases 28 to 675 code for a protein of 215 amino acids. The record is from RefSeq and is a predicted model, not a curated record. NCBI's taxonomy places the organism in Eukaryota, Viridiplantae, Streptophyta, Magnoliopsida, Malvales, Malvaceae. The transcript is spliced from 4 exons.